CCACCUCACCCCCCACCCCUCCCCGCACAGAUCCUGGCCUUCAAGGAAGGCGAGCAGAAGGAGAAGGAAGGGAUGCAGCGCCUUCGCCACGCCAACUCUCAGAAACCCGCCCCCCCAGCCCCCGGCCCCCCGUCCUGCGUCUGCGGGCAGCCGGCGGGGCCCUCCAUGCUGCAGUGCCAGCUGUGCCGAGAUUGGUUCCACGGCUCCUGCGUGGCCUGGCCUCGUCUGGCCAACCAGAAACCCUCGCCGGCCUGGUGGGAAUGGGAAGCCAAAUUCCUGUGCCCUCUGUGCCAGCGCUCGCGUCGCCCUCGCCUGGAAACCAUCCUGGCCCUGCUGGUGGCUCUGCAGAAGCUGCCGGUGCGUUUGCCCGAAGGAGAGGCCCUGCAGUGCCUGACCGAGAGAGCCAUCACCUGGCAGGACCGCGCGCGGGCGCUGCUGGCCUCCCCCGAAGUGGCUGCAGCCAUGGAGAGGUUGGCGGCCAUCCGGCAGAGGCUGCACGGCGACGGCGGCACCGCGCUGCGGGAGGCAAGGGGCAACGAGCAGACAAAG
Messenger RNA from Phasianus colchicus (ring-necked pheasant), 549 nucleotides. Lineage: Eukaryota; Metazoa; Chordata; Aves; Galliformes; Phasianidae. The record is from RefSeq and is a predicted model, not a curated record.